Messenger RNA from Cooperia oncophora, 258 nucleotides. Lineage: Eukaryota; Metazoa; Nematoda; Chromadorea; Rhabditida; Trichostrongylidae. The record is from the annotation of a GenBank genome assembly.
AUGGCAGAAGAAGCGCCUGCACCAGGGACUGCUGUCAUUGUUGAAGCUCCUGCAGCAGUCGCGAACCCAGUUUCCGGUAAAAGUACUCAUGGCGAGAAGCAGGAUAAAUCCGAAUUUGAGAUCAAGAAAGAUCAGCGAUUGCCUGAUUCUCAGCUGACAGUUCAAAUACCCCGUGAACAUCCCUCCUACGAUCAAUUCAUCGCCAAAGUUGUCGACGUUUCUCCAUCGAUAGAUCCAUCAAUUCGAGACGUGAAAUAG